AUGGGUGUGUUCUCCUCACAGCCCGAGCAGCCCCAAGUCAUGACAACAUCACCGGUCAAACCCAAGGUGAUCAUCGUUGGAGCGGGAAUCUUUGGUCUUAGCACAGCGUAUUAUCUCGCAGAAGAUGGUUACAACAUUACAAUCUUUGACCAGCACGCGUACGACUCUGGCGACGGGUACAAACUCAACCCAGGAUCCACUGCCGCAUCAGUAGACGAGAAUAAGAUAUUUCGCGCAUCGUACGGAGAUGAGCUGCACUAUCAGCGGCUGGCCUAUGAAGCCCGUGAGAUUUGGAAGAAAUGGAGCGCAGAACUAGGGGAUGGAAAGGAACUAUUCGUCGAGUCUGGGAUGCUGCGCGUGCAGCACUCGACGCAGCUCGACGCGCUCGAGUGCCAGACGCUUGCGAACAUGAAGGCAGAGGGAUUACGCGAUACUCAGUAUGUGCUGACGAAUGAGGAGGACGUGCGCCGGGCGACUAAGAAUGGAUGGGCGCAUAAACUGCUGAAGUUCGCAAUACCGGAUGGCAAGGAUGUCACUUUUGAGGCGGUCUUAGAUUCAACUGCGGGCUACGUCUACCCGAGUAAAGCUUGCGCAUAUCUGGCUGACAAGUUGCGCAAGAAGGGAGCAGAAUUUAUCGAAGGUCCCGACAAAGGUGUCUUCGUUUCUUUUCAAGUCGAAGGCUCGGGACCGUCUAGACGAAUCACGGGUAUCGUCACAAAAGACGGCAAUGAACAUUUCGCUGACCUUGUCAUAAUGGCCUGUGGUUCAGCGACGCCCAUGUUGGUUCCAGAGGUCAGUCGAGUGCUAGAGGCAACUGCGGGGAGUGUCAUUACGAUCCAUCUCCCUCCCCGAGAAGAAGCACCCCAGCUCUGGGAUAAAUAUUCGCAGGAGCAGUGGCCAGUUAUCAUCGGCCAUGACCCUGAUCCAGAAGGGAGGACGGUAGGGAGUCGAAGUAUAUACUCUUUCCCCCGGACAGAGGAUGGGUUGAUAAAGAUAGGCUAUCGCGUGACGAAGUAUACCAACUACGUCAAACUACCAGAGUUUUCACGCCCGAUAUCGGUCCCCUUGCGGCCGGGCCUCGACGAUACGUCAAUACCGCUCAAAUCAAUUGAAGGCAUCAAGACCUUUGUAUCGACAUUCCUCCCCGACCUCGCCGCUCUGCCCGUCGCCGUCACACGAUUGUGCUUCUAUACAGACUCAGUCGAUAACUCGUUCCUCAUAGAUUAUCUGCCUGACUACAAUGAUUCCCUCUUUAUUUGCACGGGCGGAAGCGGCCACGGAGCCAAGUUUACGCCAAUCCUAGGCAAGCAUGUCCGCGAUGUCGUCCAGAAGAAGCCAAAAACGGACCUGACGUACCGCUGGCGUUGGCGUCCGGAGCUGCCUCUUGGCAACGGUCUCGAGGAGGGGCCUGAUGGGCCAAGGACUCUGGAUAAGCAGAAGAGGGCAUCACCGGAAGAUCUAAAAAGAGCCGGCUGGUAA
This is a messenger RNA of Fibroporia radiculosa, 1479 nucleotides long. RefSeq lists its product as uncharacterized. The coding region runs from base 1 to 1479 and encodes 492 amino acids. Lineage: Eukaryota; Fungi; Basidiomycota; Agaricomycetes; Polyporales; Fibroporiaceae. The record is from RefSeq and is a predicted model, not a curated record. Gene Ontology annotation, molecular function: sarcosine oxidase activity; flavin adenine dinucleotide binding. The transcript is spliced from 5 exons.